This is a messenger RNA of Drosophila eugracilis, 2080 nucleotides long. Its product is annotated as apoptosis-inducing factor 3. Gene Ontology annotation, cellular component: cytoplasm. The record is from RefSeq and is a predicted model, not a curated record. Gene Ontology annotation, molecular function: flavin adenine dinucleotide binding; 2 iron, 2 sulfur cluster binding; oxidoreductase activity, acting on NAD(P)H. Lineage: Eukaryota; Metazoa; Arthropoda; Insecta; Diptera; Drosophilidae.
AUGAAUUCGUAUCGGAAAGAAUGUGAUUACACCGAGCUGGUGGCUGUUUGUCAUAAGUCAGAUUUGCAAGAAAACGAGAUGAGGCAGAUGGAGUUCAUAGGCAGCACUAGUAUCCUUUUAGUCAAGCAAAAUGGCAUUUUUCAUGCAGUGGGCGCCCAUUGCCCCCAUCGUGGAGCUCCUUUGUCAAAGGGUGUACUUACCAGAAAUCGUUUGGGAUGUCCCUGGCAUGGAGCUUGCUUCAAUCUGAAAACUGGUGAUAUUGAGAACUUUCCUGGCCUCGACUCCCUGCCCUGCCAUCAAGUGAAUGUUAACUCCAAAGGGCAGGUAUUAGUGCGAGCCAAGCGAUCGGAUUUACGAAUGAACAAUAGGAUUAAGAAAAUGGUAAGGGGCAACUGGCAGGAUCAAAAGUGCUUUGUAGUGGUAGGUGGAGGCCCUUCAGGUGCAGUCUGUGUGGAGACUUUGCGGCAGGAGGGCUAUACUGGACGCUUGAUUCUUGUUUGCCAGGAGAAGUUCUUACCCUACGAUCGCAUAGAAAUAAUGAACUCUUCAAAUAUGAAAAACAUUGAACUUUACCUUCGGGAUGAGAAGUUUUACAAGAACUACAACAUAGAGCUGUAUCUGGGCGUAUCCGCUGAAAAGUUGGAUACUAUUCGGAAUAUCCUUCAUUGCAGCAAUGGAAAUAUGUUGUUAUAUGACAAAAUCUAUAUAGCUACUGGUUACUCAGCGAUCAGACCAAAAAUACCUGGCGUAGAUUUGGAAAAUGUAAAGACUAUACGAGACAUAAGAGAUGCCAGAAGUAUAUUCGAAAUGGUGGACAAGACAACUCGAGUGGUCUGUCUGGGUUCUAGUUUCAUGGCUGUGGAGGCCUCCGCUAAUUUAGUUUCCCAGGCGCGCAGCGUUACCCUAGUAGCCCGACAAAAUGUUCCAUUUAAAACCACUUUGGGUGAACUAAUAGGAAACCGGUUACUUCAACUCCUAGAGGAGAACAACGUGAAAGUGCAGAUGAGCAGUGGUAUUACGCAGAUCCUGGGAAACGAUUGUGGUAAAGUGACUGCAGUGGAGCUAUUGGAUGGAUCUAAGAUACCAUGCGACCUGCUGAUCCUGGGCACAGGUUGCCAAUGCAAUACGGAAUUCCUCAAACAGUCUGGUGUGAAGUUAAAUGCCAAUGGUUCCGUGGAUGUCAACGACUUUAUGCAGACAAACAUACGAAAUGUGUAUGCGGGUGGUGAUAUAGCCAAUGCCCAUAUCCUAGGAGAGAUCACAGAUCGUGUAAAUAUAAGUCACUAUGGAUUGGCUCAAUACCACGGACGCAUUGCUGCAAUGAACAUGUGUAGGCAAAUUGCAAAACUGGAGACGGUACCCUUUUUCUAUACCAUGAUCUUUGGCAAGGCCUUUCGAUGCGCCGGUUUUGGUUCUUACAGUGAUGUUGUCAUUGAGGGAAGUCUCGAGGAUCUGCAGUUCGUGGCCUACUUUGUGAACGACAAGGAUGUGGUGACUUCAGUGGCCUCCUGCGGUCGGGAUCCCAUUGUCGCACAGUUUGCCGAGCUGAUAGCACAGCAAAAAAGUUUAUGUCGAUGUGAGAUCGCCGAUUCCAAGGGACGCAGUAACUGGGCUAAGAAGCUUUUAAACUAAAUUUCCUUACAGAUUGUUUUGAGUAAUAAAAGCUGUUUAAUUGUAUUCGGAAAAACGGUAAUUUCUGUCCAUUUUUUAUGUAAAAUUAAACAAAAAUUUCAAUCUUUUUUAUAAAUAAUACCUUUUCUUGUAUUUCACUUUGUAUGAUCUGUUAUGCAUAACAUAUGUUAUGUUAACAUAUGUGAAGAUGUUAUUUAAAGCUUACAAUUAAAUUAUCUCUGGCUGGAGUUUACUGCUGUUAACAAAAGCUUUACUUUCCAGCCACUUAACAGCCUACAAAAAUGUUAACUAUUAAACAUUUCAAACAAAGAUGAAAAUAAUUAAAACCCUUACAUUUUAUGAUUAUAGGCUAAAAAAUGCUUAGAAAUUAAAUGGAAUGAUUUAGGUUAAUGCUAGAACAAAAGAGUUCUAAGAGUUUUUAUUCCAACUAAGGGUUAACAGCUGUAAC